Manis pentadactyla (Chinese pangolin) is the source of this 981-nucleotide messenger RNA. It is a transcript of the gene MTRFR, whose product is annotated as mitochondrial translation release factor in rescue. Bases 283 to 831 code for a protein of 182 amino acids. Gene Ontology annotation, molecular function: translation release factor activity. Gene Ontology annotation, biological process: translational termination. The record is from RefSeq and is a predicted model, not a curated record. NCBI's taxonomy places the organism in Eukaryota, Metazoa, Chordata, Mammalia, Pholidota, Manidae. Gene Ontology annotation, cellular component: mitochondrion. The transcript has 5 exons.
CGCAGACCCGGGAGCGUGGCUGCCGUCCUUCUGCGGUGAUUCGGCCUACCCAACGACAUUGGGGGCGGGAGGCUAGAACCUGAGGCCAGGCUUCCAGUAGACAGCGUUUGAAUGGAGAUAUUUCACACAGAUUGGGAUAGAGUUGAUGAAGUUUCUGCAAGAUUGAUACACCAUGGAAGCUGUGGCUAACAGAAACUAGCACUCUCCCUUUCUAAGAAAUAUAAACAGUGAAUUUCAGUCAAAUGGCAUCCAGAAGGUCCUGAACAAGCAGAGCCACUCUCUAUGAGCACCAUGGGUUUAUUUCAUUUUCCUACACCACUGACCAGAAUAUGCACAGUGCCGUGGGGACUUUGGCUUAGGGAGAAGCCAGCAUUGUUAUCCCCAGGAAUAGCAGUCACUCCAGUCCAGAUGGCAGGCAAGAAGGACUGCCCUGCUCUGCUCUCCCUGGAUGAAAGUGAGCUUGAGGAGCAGUUUGUGAAAGGACACGGUCCAGGCGGCCAGGCAACCAACAAAACGAACAACUGUGUGGUGCUGAAGCACAUCCCCUCGGGGGUUGUCGUCAAGUGCCAUCAGACAAGAUCAGUUGAUCAAAACAGGAAGCUAGCUCGGAAAAUCCUUCAGGAGAAAGUGGAUGUUUUCUACAAUGGUGAAAACAGUCUUGUUUACAAGGAAAAACGAGAGGCAGAGAAGAAAAAGCAAGAAAGGAAGAAAAGAGCAAAGGAAACCCUAGAAAAAAAGAAAGUCCUUAAAGAACUCUGGGAAUCAAGUAAACAUCUCCACAGAGAAGGAACUGCAGAUUCUGAAGAGUCUGCCAGGCCUUCCAAGGGAUAAUGAUGGUCAGUUCCAUCACCAGUGCAGUCACAGAGCUUUGAAAGAACAAUUUUUGAUGGACCUAAAAGACAUCACAUUUUUUUAAACUGUAAUGAGUAGAGAUGCACACUUCAAGAAUAAAACUAUAAGGAAAUACAAGCUCUGAAAAAA